Drosophila subobscura is the source of this 1249-nucleotide messenger RNA. RefSeq lists its product as uncharacterized. The transcript has 5 exons. The record is from RefSeq and is a predicted model, not a curated record. NCBI's taxonomy places the organism in Eukaryota, Metazoa, Arthropoda, Insecta, Diptera, Drosophilidae. Bases 244 to 1083 code for a protein of 279 amino acids.
CAGCAAAAAAACGGUGCAAGCAGAACACCGAUGGGAAUAUUAUAAAAAAACAAACUUAACGGACAAAAAUUAUUGUCAUGUGUCAGUAGGUUUGUCGAAAUGAAAUAGAUUAGUGAAAGCAACGGCAAAUACAAAAGCAUAAUUGUAAAAACUGUCGUAUUCCAUCGGUGAAAGACAACCAAUCACAUCGGUGCGCACCUGGACGCGCUUUCUGUAUUAUUUUGCGCUUUUUUUUUGUAAACAAUGCCGAGGACCAAAAAGAUUUACUGGAGUCCUGAUGCCAUCAAAAUGCUUAUGAAGCUGUACAAGGAGCAACCACACCUAUACGACUCGAAACACGAGCAUUACUUCAAUAAAGAUUUACGCAUUGAGGCUUUUCGCCAGAUUGUCCUGGAAAUGAGAAAAAUAUACGAAAAUGUACUGAGUACUGAUAUCAAAACUAAAAUCUGCACACUGAGGAGCCAGUACUUAAGCUAUUUGAAAAAGGAGAAGAAAAAUGGAAUGGCAAAACCAAAUUGGGUGCUCUGCGUGGAGUUCCUUAGGCCGUUUCUGAAGCCGCCCGAAAAUCAAAAAUCUCUAGAUUGCGAUAUCAAACCAGAAGCUGACUUUGAUGCCCCAAACUGUUUGAGCAACGAUGAAAGUGAAGCUGGUUCUACUUUCGAUCCACUCCUGACCGCGCCAAAUGAUAAACUAGACAUCGUUAAGCCCAAGAAGAUUAUUUGGAGUCCAGAGGCCAUCAAAACGCUGAUUGAGCAGUACGAGAAGCGUCCAAACUUGUAUGACCCAAAGCACGAUCAGUACCGCAACAAACAAUUGAGGGCCAAAUCAUUGCGGCAGAUGGUGAAGGAAAUGCGAAAGAUAUACGAAACCAUAGACACGACAGACAUCAAGAACAAGAUUGGAACAUUGAGGAGCCAGUAUCUGGUGCAUUUAAAGAAUGAGGCAUGCUACCAGAAGAGUGGCUUGGAAACGCACGAGAGGAUGGCGCCCUUCUGUGUGAAGUACAUAGAGUUUCUCAGGCCACAUCUAAGGUUCUCGGAGAGUCAGGAACAUCAGAGUCUGAUACAAAUAACACUGAGAUAAAGCCAGAAGCUGGCACGGAGUCACCCAGCAGCUGUCUAGGCCAGGAUCCACAUCACUUCGAGAUACACAAGACUGAGAUCAAACCAGAGAACGUCUGCCAAGUGGAGGAGGAUGAUGAUAAGUGUGAAAGUGAUUCUUCGCUGGAGUCAAACGAGACGCUAAACAC